AUGUUCUCCGCCGCGAAUGUAUUCCGCUCUGCUGCCCGCCAGCCUCGAUGGCUGAAUGCUUCUCCUGCUGCGGUCAUCGCGCCCAGACGCACAAUAAUUUCUACUCCUGAACCGGAGUCGCUGAGUGACGUGUCUGACAUAUUACGCUCGUCCGCGAAUGCGCAAGGUACGGCCAACGAGAGUUCCGAAUCUGGGACACCCACCCCGGUCAAUCCAGAGGAUGCUGUCCCUCCUCUGAUUACAGGACAUGAACGUUUCAAGGGUUUUCGCACAAACAAGUUUGUUAGACCAAACCAAUUGAGCCGCAAUGACCGCACGGCCACGCGAAGGCCUGUAAAGCCUCCUCUACUCGGUCCAUCCGCAAAGGAGUCCCGUGAACUGGAUAUUUUUUACCAGCUUAACAUCGAUCCCCUCCACGAGUGCCAAAAUUCGUCACUCAUGAGUCAUUUCGUCACAGAAAUGGGCAGGAUCAUGCCUCGUGCGCAAACCAAACUCACGUGGAAGAACCAGCGCAAGUUGGGCAAGGCGAUCCGGCGUGCAAAAAUGAUGGGAGUCAUCCCCAUCCUGAGCAAACGACCCCUUGACCUCCUGCAGCGCUGA
Molecule: messenger RNA, 600 nt
Organism: Sparassis crispa
Lineage: Eukaryota; Fungi; Basidiomycota; Agaricomycetes; Polyporales; Sparassidaceae
Exons: 3
Coding region: 1-600 (199 amino acids)
Biological process (GO): mitochondrial translation
Cellular component (GO): ribosome; mitochondrial small ribosomal subunit
Molecular function (GO): small ribosomal subunit rRNA binding; structural constituent of ribosome
Source: RefSeq, a predicted model, not a curated record